Zychaea mexicana is the source of this 796-nucleotide messenger RNA. RefSeq lists its product as uncharacterized. The record is from RefSeq and is a predicted model, not a curated record. The transcript has 5 exons. Bases 1 to 687 code for a protein of 228 amino acids. Lineage: Eukaryota; Fungi; Mucoromycota; Mucoromycetes; Mucorales; Lichtheimiaceae.
AUGGUCUCCCGAAAAAGCAAAAGACAAGCUACAUACUACUACAAGCGAUUCUGGAUGCAAAAAGAAAGAGAACUUGCCAAGGUCGAGACGCGAAAAAGCUGCCUGGACUAUGUCUACAACGUGCUUCGCACCGAGACAGACUCUAUCACCAACCAGCGUGAGACCAACAGUACGAGCUCACCAGAAGAUACCCAAACUAGCUCUACAGAUGCCUUGACCUUUUCCAAUCUCGAACAAGACAUCGAACAACUUGAUCAAGACUCCCCGUGCCUCGACAAAGCUGCUCAUAGCUUUAGAAAACGGACCGUCGCUGAUGAUAAGCAACCUGGACAAGGUGUCGGAGGCUCUGCUAAACAGCGCGUUCGACAAGAAGCUGGAUUGGGAGGAAGACGAAUCUCUGAAGCUGCAUUGGAUAACUCCAACUGCAUUUACUGGCCCAACGACCUCCAUCCCGUAAAGAAAGCCAUUGUCAAGGGUAUCAUCAGCACACUUGGCAGGCUCCCGGCAGUCAAUUUAAAAGAUGAAAGCAAACUUGGCGAGAAUGAGUUCACCUGCACCUUCUUCGACCCGAUCCUAUCGCGCCUUUUUCUAUCCAACCCCGGCCAAUGGCGAGCGCCUUCGCUGGUCAGAUCAUCAUGGCUCCAGAGACACCUAGGCAGCGGCCAGAUGCCGUGGUCAGCAAAAUGAGCCAGCUCUCAUUUUGGACCAUCGAUAGGCUUUAGCGGAGGCCAAGGUCCAGUGCACGGCAAAUCAUGGAUUGUGUCCAAGACCUCUCGUCCCCUAUGCUUGCUAUGAC